Knipowitschia caucasica is the source of this 222-nucleotide messenger RNA. Lineage: Eukaryota; Metazoa; Chordata; Actinopteri; Gobiiformes; Gobiidae. The record is from the annotation of a GenBank genome assembly.
AUGACAGAGGCGCUGGUUGUCCUCCUACAGACUUGUGCCGCGGCCUUCGCUUCAAGGACACCAUCAAAGCGUCCGGACCCACCUGGUUUCGAGGAGGAGGAGGAGGAGGAGGAGGAGGAGGAGGAGGAGGAGGAGGAGGUGUGGCUUCAGGCUGACGUCCGCGCCUCCUCUGAGUUCAAGUCCAUUCACAGCGCCGCAAAAACAGGAAAUACUUCAAAAUAA